Molecule: messenger RNA, 1472 nt
Organism: Cyanistes caeruleus (blue tit)
Lineage: Eukaryota; Metazoa; Chordata; Aves; Passeriformes; Paridae
Source: RefSeq, a predicted model, not a curated record
AAGCAGUGCCAAGUUGGUAGCACCCUUGGGGUGCUUGGUUUCUAGGCAAAAGCACACUCUUCCUGAUUUACCAUAUGACUAUGCUGCACUGGAGCCUCAUAUUAAUGCAGAGAUCAUGCAGCUGCACCACAGCAAGCAUCAUGCCACCUACGUGAACAACCUGAACGUUGCCGAGGAGAAGUACAAAGAGGCACUGGCAAAAGGUGAUGUUACAACUCAGGUGUCACUUCAACCUGCACUGAAGUUCAAUGGUGGGGGUCAUAUCAAUCACACCAUCUUCUGGACAAACCUUUCCCCCAAUGGAGGAGGAGAGCCUAAAGGAGAAUUGAUGGAAGCCAUCAAGCGUGACUUUGGUUCCUUUGCAAACUUCAAGGAGAAGCUGACAGCUGUAUCAGUUGGUGUUCAAGGAUCAGGCUGGGGGUGGCUUGGCUAUAACAAGGAUCAGGGCCGCCUACAGAUAGCGGCUUGUGCAAAUCAAGACCCUUUGCAAGGAACAACAGGUCUCAUUCCUUUGCUAGGCAUUGACGUAUGGGAACAUGCUUAUUAUCUUCAAUAUAAAAAUGUUCGACCUGAUUAUUUGAAAGCCAUCUGGAAUGUGAUCAACUGGGAGAAUGUAUCUUCAAGAUAUGCAGCUUCCAAAAAGUAGAGUGGAAUUCUUGCACAGACUACUAAAAUGUCACCAGUUCUACUCUGAUACCACUCUUGUAGUAGUGCUUGUGUCUUACAAAUGAAUUGUUCUACUGCAGAAAGCACUUCACUCAUCCAACAAAAGCAUUUCAUAAUCAAGCAAAAGUCUGCUUGUUUAAUUCUGUGAAAGGUAUUUACUUAGAGUUCUGAAGCUUUAAACUGUUGUGCAACAAAGGGAGACACUUUAAUCUGUUCCAUUGCAUAUAGAAACAUAGGUCACCCUGCUGAAGCUUAAUGGAUUUCCUUGUUGCACUAAAAUACCUAAGUGGAAAUAUGUGCUACUGUUGCUAUAAAAAAAUAAAACUCAAAAGAAGAAUCUUCUAUAACUGUCUACAAGAGACUCAUUUUUAGAAAUAUCUGGUUUAGUUACUUGAUUUUGAAACAAUUGGAAGAGAAAAAUGCCUUUUGUAAUUUGUUGUAUUACGGGCUGCAGAGCUUUCAUGAAGUUUGAAAAGAUGAAUGGAAGGGGAAAUAGCUGUUGCUCUGCCUGCCUGAAUUGAUUGUUUUCAGUCAUCCCUAUCCCUUCCUGCAUUUCUUACAUGAGAACUUUGCGUAUCACGCUGAUGCUUGUUGGAAGCAUUACUUUGGGCAAGAGAUUACAGUACUGGCUCAGGCAAGUUGUUCAUCUAGGGCCUGAAUGUCAGCAUGUGACACUCAUUUCAUACUAACUGUUCAGGUAUGUCUGAGACCUUGCUUAAACUAAAAAGACUGAUUCCAUGCACAUACCAGUCUCUGCACAGUCAUGUUGGUGAAGCAGUAGUAACAAAUUAAACUUGGUGCUUGAA